Molecule: messenger RNA, 2669 nt
Organism: Seminavis robusta
Lineage: Eukaryota; Bacillariophyta; Bacillariophyceae; Naviculales; Naviculaceae
Source: the annotation of a GenBank genome assembly
CGGAGGCCAUCAUUCGUGUUCCAAACCGUGGAAGGAAGAAGGAAGGGGAGACCGAAAAGACACCCGGAUGUUGAAGCGUCCCCAAUCUUUCUCGCUUUUCAAGACACGUCAGUUUUUCCUCGACACGAUUGACAAAGAUCUGAUGGAAGUUGAACCUCUGGAUGCAACAUGGCGUCCACUCAUUGGGUUGGCGGUGUUUGACAGCAGUUGUCUCCUUCGUCGGCUCCUUGAGAACAGCGACGGCAACAAAAGAGAAGCAUUCCCGUUUUGAUUUUGUGGCAAAAAGUAUCUUGCUCGCAUCCAUUUCUUAUUCUUAGUCAACUAUCGAUAAGCAAAGCAGUGUUUCAAGAUGGUUCGAUUUUUGGUUCCUUUUGCCGCCUUGGUCGUCGGCGUAUCGGCUUUUGCACCCAGCCACACCACCACUAGUAGCAGACCAUCGUUGGUGCUCUCGGCAGCUUCCGUCGCCGAAACUCCCACGGCGGAACCUCCUCUGUCUCCAUUGACCAGUUGGGGCGACCAGAUUUCGGACAUUACCAGUUUGCAAGAAAAGGUCCGAUCGGACGGUCUUCCCGAAUUUGCUCCCACGAUUUCUGCCAAGGAAUUGGGCAUUGCCGGUGAUGAAGCUGCGCAGCUCAAGUACUUUGAAGAUAAUGCCAUGGAAAUCAAGACAAAACUGCAGGCGCAUGCUGCUGUCGUCUUUCGGGAUUUUGAACUCAUGAAGAAACAAGACGGAUUUCAACAAAUGUACGGAGCCAUCGGAAUGAAGCCAUGUCUGGAUCCUCUUCACUCGGUCAGUGCCAGACCGACUGUAGACGGAACCAAAAACUCGCCCGUCUACGAAGCUGUCAACAAGGAAUCUCGCAAAAACUUUUUCAUUGGAAUGCACAACGAGUUUGUCGGUACCCGUGCUCCUCGUGCGGCUGCUUUUGUAUGCUUCAAGGCUGCCGAGACCGGAGGAGAAUUCCUGAUUGCCGAUGGUCGACGCAUGUUCCGUGACUUGGACCCACAACUGGUGCAGGAACUGUACCAACGCUCCAUCCGAUACUCCGUCAUGGAGCUCCCCUUCUUUGGUUGGAUUGACAAUCUGCCGGAACCCGUCCAAAACCCCAUCAUGGGAGUUGUGCGAGGAUUGGUCUCGGCUGCCAUCAAUGCCAAGGUAGACUUUUCUGUAGAACUCUUGUGGGGCGAAGGCGGAUACGAUAAUGUCAAAAUGUUGCAAGCACGCGCACCCAGUCAGCCACCUAUUGUGCUGCAUCCAAUCACUGGAGAACCAACCUGGUUCUGCAAUGUUCACUCUCAUUCCUCCAAGUUGCGAAAGGACCGAGAGAGCGUGUACGGAGCCGAACGUUUCGAGGAUGGUGCAUCUCAAAUCAACAAGUCUGACAUGUUCUUUGGCGAUGACGGCGAACUGACCGAAGAGCAGUUGAAGCAAUUGGACGAAGUCACCAUGAAGAACGUCCAAUUCGUCAAAAUGACGGAAGGUGACGUCGUUCUCCUUGACAACUACAAGUGCAUGCACGGACGUAACGUCUUUGAUGGAACACGAAAACAUGGUGUCGCUUGGUUCGAAGGAUGGGAAGGAGAAGAAGACAUGAAGAGCGACGAAUCCUUGCUCAAGACGGUUCGAAUGAUGGCUUAGUUAGUUAGUUAGUUAGAUAGAUGGAGUGGCCAGCUACAAACUGAUCCGACUGACCCAGCCAGUUGAUGACUUCGCGUGGCUGAUGUAUCACGACUUCCUUUUUAGAAGAAGCUUGACUUGCAUAUAAACAUUUUACUAAAAGAGGACUUGUAUAUGGGCUACGGAAUGGGUGCUCGGGACGGAUAGACAACCCGAAAGCCGCAACCGACUAUAGCGAUAGAACCGAGGCAAAAGGCCACCUCGAUCUUGGUAACGUAUUGCUUAGCCAGGGAGUUAAACAACAGCAACAAGCAGCCUUUGUGACGUGUUCAUACCAUCCAUCCAUCCGCAAUAGCACACUGCUGAUUGAGAAGAAGGGAAACAUAAGAUUAUUCAAGUAGAUCCACACCGGUACUUCGGAGACCGAGUGAUGGAACCUUUUGGAACACACUGGCUACAACACUGAACGUAGCCCGUAUUUGGAACAGCAAGGACCAGCCGGAGCAAGGGCCUUCUGGGCACCACUUCGAGACAAAACAGGCAACAUGGAGGUCCAGACGGAGCGCAUCAUUGCACCUAACUGCAGUCAGUAGCCUUCCGCCUGCCUCCAUCUUUCUUGCAGCUUUUCUUGCUGCAACGUUGUUUCUUGCCUCUUCAAGCAAGGAUUCUUUCCCACGGUGCUCCGGGUCGGAAGCAUGGUCAUAAUGGAACUGGGCUCGAUAUGCUUGCUUGCACUGGCAGCCAACUCCUGGCCCCCAUACCUUGUGGUUAAUCCUCCAGGAUGGAAUCAUUAUUGUGCAUGUAGCAAGCGAGGCCGAAGAUUGAACCAACUCUACUGCGUACAGUACCGGUAGAUCUUGCAUGCUAUGCGGUUCAACUGGCUUUUUAACACCUUGCGACUUGCCAACUGACAUGCGAUUGAUAAAGGUUGAAAAGGUAGUCAGUCUGGUUUUCUAUUUCCAAAUAAAUAAAAGCUUGCUACUAAAGAACCCAGUACCAGUAGAAGAAAAAAAAUCUUUCAUAUUAUUAUUCGGCAUCGACGAUCGACGAC